AGCGCACCGGGGUGGCGUGGUCCGGCCCAGCCCAGCCUGGCGAACCCUGAGCAUCCUGGCGUGGGCCGGUGGGACGCUGGGGUGCUGGGGGUUCGGGAUCCGGUCGGGCAGGUGUCUCCAUUUUCCCGCCUCGCGGCCGGUCCCUCCGCGGCCCUGAGGAGGGGGCGGGUCGCGGGACCUGGGACUGGAGGUGGAGGCCCCUGAAGCUUCUCUUCGCACCAGCCUUUCCACCUUUCACCAUCACUUUCCACCCUGCCUGUCUCCAUUUUUCAUCAUUUUGCCAACAUUUACUCAGCACAUGUAAGUCAGGACUGGUGGAGUCAGCACAAUCUGUAGUCAACUUCAACUUGAGACAGGACAGAGAGAAGAACUCAAAAUCUUUUCAUCUUUUUGACUCCAGCCAUGUCUGUGAUGUCCACCCUGUGAAGAUCUCUCAUCAUCCAAAAAACGCGAUGUCCCUGCUCUUUUCUCGAUGCAACUCCAUUGCCACAGUCAAGAAGGACAAGAGACACAUGGCUGAGGUGAAUGCUUCCCCCCUCAAGCAUUUUGUCACUGCCAAGAAGAAGAUCAAUGGCAUUUUUGAGCAGCUUGGCGCCUACAUCCAGGAGAGUGCCACCUUUCUUGAAGACACCUAUAGGAAUGCAGAACUGGACCCCGUAACGACAGAAGAACAGGUUCUGGACGUCAAAGGUUACCUAUCCAAAGUGAGGGGCAUCAGCGAGGUGCUGGCCCGGCGGCACAUGAAAGUGGCUUUUUUUGGCCGGACGAGCAAUGGGAAGAGUACUGUGAUCAAUGCCAUGCUCUGGGACAAAGUUCUGCCCUCUGGGAUUGGCCACACCACCAAUUGCUUCCUGCGGGUGGAGGGCACAGAUGGCCAUGAGGCCUUCCUCCUCACUGAGGGCUCAGAGGAGAAGAGGAGUGUCAAGACCGUGAACCAGCUGGCCCAUGCCCUCCACCAGGACGAGCAGCUGCAUGCUGGCAGCCUAGUGAGUGUGAUGUGGCCCAACUCCAAGUGCCCACUUCUGAAAGAUGACCUCGUGCUGAUGGACAGCCCUGGUAUUGAUGUCACCACAGAGCUGGACAGCUGGAUUGACAAGUUUUGCCUGGACGCUGAUGUGUUUGUGCUGGUGGCCAACUCGGAGUCCACCCUGAUGCAGACGGAAAAGCAAUUCUUCCACAAAGUGAGCGAGCGUCUCUCCCGCCCAAACAUCUUCAUCCUGAACAACCGCUGGGACGCAUCCGCCUCGGAGCCUGAGUACAUGGAGGAGGUACGGCGGCAGCACAUGGAGCGUUGUAGCAGCUUCCUGGUGGACGAGCUGGGCGUGGUGGACCGAGCCCAGGCUGGGGACCGCAUCUUCUUUGUGUCUGCCAAGGAGGUGCUCAACGCCAGGAUCCAGAAAGCCCAGGGCAUGCCUGAAGGAGGGGGCGCUCUUGCAGAAGGCUUUCAAGUGAGGAUGUUUGAGUUUCAGAAUUUCGAGAGGAGAUUUGAGGAGUGCAUCUCCCAGUCUGCAGUGAAGACCAAAUUUGAGCAGCACACAGUCCGGGCCAAGCAGAUUGCAGAGGCAGUUCGCUUCAUCAUGGACUCGCUGCACAUUGCAGCUCAGGAGCAGCGGGUUUACUGCCUGGAAAUGCGAGAAGAGCGUCAAGACCGGCUGAGAUUUAUUGACAAACAGCUGGAGCUUUUGGCUCAAGAUUAUAAACUUCGAAUUAAGCAGAUUACGGAAGAAGUGGAAAGGCAGGUGUCAACUGCGAUGGCUGAGGAGAUCAGGCGCCUCUCUGUGCUGGUGGACGAGUACCAGAUGGAUUUCCACCCUUCUCCAGUAGUCCUCAAGGUUUAUAAGAAUGAACUGCAUCGCCACAUAGAGGAGGGACUGGGCCGAAACAUGUCCGACCGCUGCUCCACGGCUAUCACCAACUCCCUGCAGACCAUGCAGCAGGACAUGAUAGACGGCUUGAAGCCCCUCCUUCCCGUGUCCGUACGGAGCCAGAUAGACAUGCUGGUCCCUCGCCAGUGCUUCUCCCUCAGCUACGACCUGAACUGUGACAAGCUGUGUGCCGACUUUCAGGAGGACAUCGAGUUCCAUUUCUCACUCGGAUGGACCAUGCUGGUGAAUAGGUUCCUGGGCCCCAAGAACAGCCGUCGGGCCUUGAUGGGCUACAACGACCAGGUUCAGCGUCCUGUCCCUCUGACACCAGCCAACCCCAGCAUGCCACCCUUGCCACAAGGCUCACUCACCCAGGAGGAGCUCAUGGUUUCCAUGGUUACUGGCCUGGCCUCCCUGACAUCCAGGACCUCCAUGGGCAUUCUUGUUGUUGGAGGAGUGGUGUGGAAGGCGGUGGGCUGGCGGCUCAUCGCCCUGUCAUUUGGGCUGUACGGCCUCCUCUACGUCUACGAGCGUCUGACCUGGACCACCAAGGCCAAGGAGAGGGCCUUCAAGCGCCAGUUUGUGGAGUAUGCCAGCGAGAAGCUGCAGCUCAUCAUCAGCUACACCGGCUCCAACUGCAGCCACCAAGUCCAGCAGGAACUGUCUGGGACCUUUGCUCAUCUGUGUCAGCAAGUUGAUGUCACCCGGGAGAACCUGGAACAAGAAAUUGCUGCCAUGAAUAAGAAAAUUGAGGUUCUUGAUUCACUUCAGAGCAAAGCCAAGCUGCUCAGGAAUAAAGCUGGGUGGCUGGACAGCGAGCUCAACAUGUUCACGCACCAGUACCUGCAGCCCAGCAGAUAGUGGGCGGCCUGGCGGAGCCGCACGGAGGAGGGCGCUGCCGCCAGCCCCCAAGCGUGUAGGCUCCCCCAGGGGCGCGUGUGGCUCUGCCCCUGGCCACCGUCAAGAGAACGAAGCACCCACUGUCUCAUGCCGUUUUGAGCCCUUCAAUGCUAGUAAUGUCCCCUUCCUUUGCCUGCCUUUGCAGGAAGAUCUGGCUCAUACCCCUAACGGAGACUUUCUCACGACCGCACAGCGCGGUACCAAGGAGUCACAGCCAGGCCGUGCUCUGCCCUGUCAGGCUCAGUCGACUGAAAAUCAUUGCUGAGGGUCCCGGCGCUGCAGAAUGCCACACUGACGCACGCACCCCGCCUUCCUCUGCCCAUGCACCCCUGCCCUCGCACCCCCGCAGAGAGAGGCUGCCUGAGGCAUGACUGGAUUUUCUUGCCAAAAGUAUCAGAAAAAGCUCCAAGAAUGCCGAGGCUGUCCCAGGACUGUGGCUUGUGUCCAUGCAGUCCUUCAGCAUCAGUGCUCCCUCGGCUCUCUGAGCUGCUCAGACACGUUGUGGGGGGUGGUGAGGCUCCUCGUGCCCUGGGCUUGGACUGAGGCAGGCCCUGCGCCGGCAGGGGUGGGAAGGAGCCAGAGCAGCUCAGGGCAGUGCUGUUGGAGUGGGUGGCCGUCACCAUGAUGAGUAGGGAUUUGCCUCUCUCUUUGUCAUUGUGUCCCUUGCUCUAGUUUAAGUCCUCGCCUGUGGGGGCCUAUUUUAUCGUUGGUGGAAGUUGGUUUGGCGCAGGUGGUUAAGGAUGUCGUAGAAGGACAGAGGGUGGACGGUGGGGAGGCUGGGGGAGUGGUCCCCACCCAGGAUGGCUGGAGAGGGGGCCCUGCACUUGACCUCACUGUGAGGCGCCUGUGGGCCUGAGAGCCCGCGCCCUGCUUGACUACAUCCCUGAUAAGCCCCUUAGGAGACAUGGCUCCAUGCCCUGCCCUGGCCAUGCCCCAAGCUGCCCUGGGCCACCAGGCCCCUGGACUGAGUUUCCUAUGCCAGUGAUCACAGUCGGUCAAGGGACAGUGUGGGAAACCAAUGCCCGUCCUCCCAGCCUCCCUGAUCGCCAGAGCCUUGAUUGACACACUCGUCCUCGGGUUGACUUUGAGAAACGUUUCCUGUUGUUGAGUUUUGGGAUUACUACUGGUCAAAGUGGGGGCAGGCUCCUGUCACCAAGGUGUUAACUGUGGGGAAAACGGUGUCUGGGUGACAAGCCUUAGCAGCACAGGGCAGGGGCCCCUGCAGAGAGUGGAGUCCGGUUCUGCUGAAUUUGAGUCCAGUCAUCACCAGGCUUUGGGGAAAUGAGUUGGUGGCCCCCGUGCACUGGUAGGUGGCCACACAGGUGAUGUCCUCUCCACAUACCCGCUUGUGCUUCAAACCCUCAGUCUACCCUGAGGUGUGGGACACAGUGACAGACUCUGCCAAGGCCGGUGUGCAGUUAGCAGGGUGUUCUGUGUUUGCCAGUCCUAGAUGUACGGGGCCCCUCACACCUGUCAGAGAAGAUUAAUGUCACACAAUUCCAAAGGAUUUUGUGCUCUUUUUGAAAAAAAAAAAAAAAAAAAUUUAGAGUAAUUUUUUUCAAUGUUUCCCCUGGGGAAUGAAUGAAAUUUUGAGCUUCUUACACAAUUUAAGUAAAAUGAAAUUUAUACCACAGAGGGAGAGACCCUCUCUGAAAGAAGUGUGGCGAAAAGCACUUUAAUUUAAUGCUGCUAACUUUGUUCUCUGUUUUUAUGUUCAUUUGCUGGACUGCAAGAUGUGCUUGACACAGUGAGUUCUCUGACGCAUUUAAGGUGAUGUAUUUGCCUGAAUUACUCCUGUAUCAUUGCUGGUAAUAUUGGAAACUAAAAUAAAACCUAGUUGGAAACCCUU
Messenger RNA from Microcebus murinus (gray mouse lemur), 4614 nucleotides. It is a transcript of the gene MFN2, whose product is annotated as mitofusin 2. The record is from RefSeq and is a predicted model, not a curated record. NCBI's taxonomy places the organism in Eukaryota, Metazoa, Chordata, Mammalia, Primates, Cheirogaleidae. Gene Ontology annotation, biological process: mitochondrion localization; mitochondrial fusion. Gene Ontology annotation, molecular function: GTP binding; GTPase activity. Gene Ontology annotation, cellular component: mitochondrial outer membrane.